AUGUCUCCAGACCGUACGAACUUAGACCGGCUCGCUCGUGUGCGUGACAACCAGCGCAACAGUCGAGCUCGAAAGCAAGAACAUGUCAAAGAGCUAGAAAAACGCCUGGCUAUUUACGAAGACCAAGACAGACAGAAGGAUAUAGAACACCGUUUAGCCAUACAGAAACUCGAAGCGGACAAUCAACUCCUCAAGACCUUGCUAGACUCUCUAGGUGUAUCCAGAGAUAUUGUCCAACAGUAUCUACUCAUGGCCGAGCAGGGUACAGCAGUUAACCGAAAAGUUGCAAUACCCCCACUUCAGCGCUUCACGGGGUCGUCUAUGCAGCAGACUUCUACGACUCCUACUGCUGUAAUCAAUCUUGAACAUACGGAGAAAGAAGAGAUAAGAGUCCCACCUCUAUGCAAAUGCCCGACAGGAGAUCCUGAUCCUACCCCAGUAUCACACAAUUCUGAUGUGCUGAAUACGACUCUUUGUGCCAUCGCCGAGGAGUUGAUCAGCCAGUAUAAUGUGCAUGGGGUUGAUUUAGAGGAAAUUCGCCACAGACUCAGAUCUGGAUUCUGCAAUGGAAAUCCAGGGGAUGGUUGUCGCGUACAGAACAAUCUUUUAUUUCAAGUGUUGGAUGAGAUUAGCAAUACUAGUUGA
Messenger RNA from Penicillium taxi, 645 nucleotides. Its product is annotated as bZIP transcription factor. The coding region runs from base 1 to 645 and encodes 214 amino acids. Lineage: Eukaryota; Fungi; Ascomycota; Eurotiomycetes; Eurotiales; Aspergillaceae. The transcript has 2 exons. The record is from RefSeq and is a predicted model, not a curated record.